Parus major (Great Tit) is the source of this 782-nucleotide messenger RNA. Its product is annotated as protein transport protein sec31-like. Bases 1 to 576 code for a protein of 191 amino acids. NCBI's taxonomy places the organism in Eukaryota, Metazoa, Chordata, Aves, Passeriformes, Paridae. The record is from RefSeq and is a predicted model, not a curated record. The transcript has 3 exons.
AUGGUAGUUAGGGGCAGGAUAGGGGAUCCCGGCCGUGAGGGGAUCCCGGCCGUGAGAGGAUCCCGCCCGCACUUCCCGCGCUGCGACCGUGACGCCUCCGGCCUCGACCUCCCGCGCACGGCCCAGGGAGCUGCUCACGCACGGUGCCCCCCCGGCCUCCCGGCAUUGGCGCGGCCCGAGCAGACCCGCCCCGCUGCGGGCCGCGCCACUGCGCACCAGCCGCGGGGGGAAGCCGGCGCUGCGCUUCCCGCUCUCACCGCCGCCAUCUGUCCCGGCCCUGAGGCAGCGCGGGCGCGGAUCGUGCGACCUUCAGCCCUCCAUGCCGGCCCGGAGCCGCACAACAUCCGCCGGCGCUAUGGCUGCCUUGGCACGAACCCUGCGUGGGUGAGGGCGGUGCCAGCACCUGCGGGAUGUCAGCGGGGCCGGAUGUUCCCGGCCACUGCCGCGCCCUCAGAUCCGCCAAGUGCCAGGCGCCAGCCGUGUCCGAGCGGGCAGCGCUCCGCCGCCGAGAUCGACACGGUGACCGCCUCGCCCCGGCCUCCGCCCGCCACAGGCGGGGCCCUCGAGCAGCGCUAAGGGGAGUUCCAACAAAGAGUGCUCCCCCAGGCCCAGCAGCUGUCAGGUCAAUUUUACUGUGUAACUGUUGAGAAGAAAUGAAACACAGGAGGAAUUUUGAGAAGUCAGAAAAGAUGAUACAGAAGAAAGAACCAUUUCAACUUCUUCAUCUUUUAUUUAAUGCAUUUAAAAACAUGAUGACAAAAUACCUGUCUCUGAGCCAGGGA